CUUGUACACCUAAAAUACAGAACGAAACCAAUCGUAUAGUGGGUUUAAAGGAUAAAAACAUUCAUGCAUUUUGUUUGCAACGGAUUGUGCAGUUGAAGACGUUACGAAAAAUGGCAAGUGCUAGUGAACCUUUCGAUGUUGUGAUUUCCUUUGAUACCACUGGCUCAAUGUAUAAUUGUUUGGAUCAAGUUAAAAGGAGAAUGCGUGUAAUGAUGAAGAACCUGAAAUCGUCCAUACCUGACAUCCAUUUAGGAGUUAUAGCUCAUGGUGACUAUGAUACACAUCAUGUUUAUGUCAUUAAAUAUGAAAAGCUUACAGACAAUGUUGAGUCUCUGUGUAGGUUUGUAAAUGACGCUAAAAACACUGGAGGUGGUAAACCACACCGCAAUAAUGACGAAGCGUAUGAACUAGCGCUUCAUUACGCAAACACAAAAGUAAAUUGGCGACCAAAUUCGUCACGUACAUUAAUAUUGAUAGGUGAUCAUCGACCACAUGAAAGAAACUACAUUUUGAACAAGCAACAUAUUGACUGGAGAGAGGAAAUAUUAGAUCUUAGAGAUAUGUGUGAGACCAAUGUACGUGCAGAUUCGUUUUAUCAAAAUAUUGCUUCCGCAACAUUUGGUCAUCAUGUCGCUCUUACAGAUUUCAACAAGGUGGAAGAGGUAUUGAUGUCUAUAUGCUACAGGGAAGCUGGACUGGGAUUAGAAUGUUCAAAGGAGGAACCAGUGCUCAAACGUUCAAAUGGAUCGGCUGUACCAGACUUUCCUAUCGUUCUUUCAAGUGAACUGUCUGAUCCUGAUAGUAAGGAAAGCGACGAGGAAGAAGACGAAGGUAUUCCUGUUUUGUUAAUUUUAAAUGAAGUCGGUCUCGGCAGAAAAUUUAUUUAUUUUGCUGCAGAUAAGAAGUAUUGA
Molecule: messenger RNA, 911 nt
Organism: Mercenaria mercenaria
Lineage: Eukaryota; Metazoa; Mollusca; Bivalvia; Venerida; Veneridae
Exons: 4
Coding region: 111-911 (266 amino acids)
Source: RefSeq, a predicted model, not a curated record